Molecule: messenger RNA, 1902 nt
Organism: Gekko japonicus
Lineage: Eukaryota; Metazoa; Chordata; Lepidosauria; Squamata; Gekkonidae
Gene: ATF1
Product: activating transcription factor 1
Exons: 8
Coding region: 361-1302 (313 amino acids)
Biological process (GO): regulation of transcription by RNA polymerase II
Cellular component (GO): ATF4-CREB1 transcription factor complex; nucleus
Molecular function (GO): protein binding; DNA-binding transcription factor activity, RNA polymerase II-specific; RNA polymerase II cis-regulatory region sequence-specific DNA binding
Source: RefSeq, a predicted model, not a curated record
GCGGAGGUCACUGCGACAUGCCGGAUCCUCUUCACUCCGUCCCGAAAGGCCGACGACCCAUCCGCUCUAGGCCGCGCCCCUCUAUGCCCCCCAAGGGUGGGUGGCUACUCUAGGCUUACUUGCGAACUCUAUCGUCCGAAGCGGCCUCUCGCUCUAGCCCUGGCCUCCGGCACACUCUAUUGUCGCAACCCGCCCACCCCGAGAGAGAGAGAGAGAGAGUCUGGCCCUGGCGGAUCCUAGUGCUGAGAAUGCUGACGGCCUCGGUGGCUCCGCUUUCCUGAGGCGCUGAGGGGUGGCGCCGUCUCUUUCGAUCCCCUUCGGGUGCCACGCGAAGCCGAGACGAAGCCUCUGAGGCUGACUAUGGAAGAAGUGCACAAAACCAGCAGUAGCAAUUCAGCAACUCCGCCACAAACACCGUCUUUACAAGGUACCGCUCUACAAGCAGCUCAGCUUUCUCGUGUUUCUCAACAGAUGUCUCUUAGAGGUCCAGCUCCAGUGACAGUGGUACAACUUCCUGGGGAUCAGGUCCAGGGAGUAAUUCAUACAGUUCAGAGCUCCUCUGUAAUUCACUCACCACAAGCGCAAUCAACGCAGGUGUCUUUGUCGGAGAGUGAGGAUUCACAAGAUUCCUCGGAUAGCAUAGGCUCUUCACAGAAAGCCAGAGGUAUCCUCGCACGCCGUCCAUCUUACAGAAAAAUCUUGAACGAUCUUUCUUCUUCUGAAGACGCACGGGACAGAAAAGGAGAUGAAGCACAUCCUGGUGUCUCUACUAUCACAUCAAUGUCUGUUCCUACACCUGUUUACCAAACCAGCACCGGACAAUACAUUGCCAUUGCACCAAAUGGACCAUUACAACUGAGCAGUCCUGUUGCAGAAAGUGUGCAGGGUUUGCAGACAUUUACAAAUGCUGGUGGAACUCCACUGUUACAGUAUGUACAGACAUCUGAUGGUCAACAGAUACUUGUGCCCAGCAACCAGGUAGUAGUGCAGACUGCUUCAGGAGAUAUGCAAACGUACCAGAUACGCAGUACACCAACCACCGCUUCCCUCCCACAGACUGUUGUGAUGACAACUCCAGCCUCCUUGACAUCUCAGUCAACCAAGACAGAUGAUCCACAGUUGAAAAGAGAGAUACGGCUAAUGAAGAACAGAGAAGCAGCCCGAGAAUGCCGUAGAAAGAAGAAAGAAUAUGUAAAAUGUCUUGAGAAUCGAGUGGCUGUCCUUGAAAACCAGAAUAAAACUCUAAUUGAAGAGCUAAAAACUUUGAAAGAUCUUUACUGCAACAAACCGAGCAUUUUGUGAACAUCAGAAUUUCAGAGGGAAUUUUUUAUAUUAAUUUUUAAAAAUUCAAAUGAGAGGUCAAGAAUGAUUCUUUUCAAUCCAGCGUUCACAAAGACUGUUAAGAUUUUAUUUAGAACUUGUUUGGUGACAAGAGUACAAAAAGGAAACAGAAAAACCUCAUGAGGAGUUCUACUGGCACAACUGGAAUCUUCAUUAAAUCAGAAGAGAGGGAUGUGCAUAUUCUGUCAAUCAAGAGAUACUAAUUUCCUGAUCUACAGUUGAAUUUUGAAAUGCUUGCAAUAUUUGAUUGUAGUUAAACUGUGGAAGAACUGAGUCUUUGCCUUAGCUGAAAAGGUCUAUCAACGUAUAUAACCAGCAUUGAUUUUAAUUUCUUACCUCUCUAAUAGUCAGCUUUCUUUCAGUUAUUUGUAUGUAAAUAUUGUCGCUUCAAAAUGUAAAUUCUAUUCUGUGUUUUUAGGAGAGAGAGAAGCCACUAGCUUGCUAAAAAAGUGUAAGUAAUAUUUGCUAUUAACAGGCAGGCAAUUUAAUUUUUUCUAAUGCUUCCUGUGUUUUAACACUUUUUCUAAAGGCAGUGGGCUUUUUGAAACCAGAAAGAUAUGC